AUGGCAUUGAGCCUGUAAAAUAACCUGUAUAGAAUAUAUAUUUAAAUAGGUAAUAACAAAAGAUUGUAUUCAUGUUAAUUAAUAAUAACUAUUAAGUUGCUAAGAUGCAGUAAAUUAAAUAAGAUCUAAAAAUGGAUUCGCCUAGUGCUUAUGUGGAAAAAAAGCAGAAUCAAUAAAGCAUCUACGGAAAGAUGUCAGAGGUAUUGCACAAAAACUAUUUCACAAUAUAACUUAAUAUAUAUAAGUUAUCUAAGGAAUAAUGA
Messenger RNA from Paramecium primaurelia, 263 nucleotides. Lineage: Eukaryota; Ciliophora; Oligohymenophorea; Peniculida; Parameciidae. The record is from the annotation of a GenBank genome assembly.